Cryptosporidium muris RN66 is the source of this 927-nucleotide messenger RNA. RefSeq names its product 60S acidic ribosomal protein P0, putative. Gene Ontology annotation, molecular function: structural constituent of ribosome; large ribosomal subunit rRNA binding. The coding region runs from base 1 to 927 and encodes 308 amino acids. The transcript has a single exon. Gene Ontology annotation, biological process: cytoplasmic translation; ribosome biogenesis; ribosomal large subunit assembly. The record is from RefSeq and is a predicted model, not a curated record. NCBI's taxonomy places the organism in Eukaryota, Apicomplexa, Conoidasida, Eucoccidiorida, Cryptosporidiidae. Gene Ontology annotation, cellular component: cytosolic large ribosomal subunit.
AUGCCAUCUCCAGAGAAAGCAGCCAAAAAGAAGAUUUACUUUGAGCGUCUUGCUGAAUAUGCUACCUCUUAUCCAAGAAUCUUAGUGGCUAAUGCUGACCAUGUAGGGUCGAAGCAAAUGGCUGAUAUACGCCUGGCCUUGAGAGGGAAGGCAGCAAUUUUGAUGGGCAAGAAUACAAUGAUUCGCACUGCGCUGAAGCAGAUGCUAACAUCCCAUCCUGAAAUUGAGAAGUUAAUUGAUUUAAUUCGUCUCAAUAUUGGCCUAAUAUUUUGCAUAGAUGAGCCAUCAGAAGUCCGCAAGGUAAUUAGUGAGUACCAAGUGCCAGCUCCUGCUCGUCAAGGUGUCAUAGCACCUUGUGAUGUAACUGUACCUGCAGGUGCUACGGGACUUGAUCCAUCUCAAACAUCUUUUUUCCAAGCUUUAGGUAUUGCAACUAAGAUUGUGAAGGGUCAAGUAGAGAUUCAGUCAGAUGUGCACUUAAUUGAAGAGGGAAAAAAAGUCACAGCUUCUCAGGCUGUCUUGCUUCAGAAACUUAAUAUUAAACCUUUUUCAUAUGGGCUGAAAAUCAAUAGUAUUUAUGAUCAUGGAAGUGUCUAUAGUUCAAGUGUAUUAGAUAUCACCCCAGAAGACUUAAUAUCUAGAGUUACAGAAGCUACAAAGUAUAUUGCUGCACUGUCAAAAGAGACAGGUGUCCCAACAUUACCAUCUGCUCGUGAUGGGAUUAUUUCUGCAUUUAGACACUGCGUGGCUCUUGGUAUUGAGGCUGGGUUUGAUUUUCCCCAGUUGCAAACAAUUAAGGAUGCUCUAGCAAAUCCACAGCAACAUAAUGUAGCUGUUACAUCAAAUGCUUCUGUCCCAUCUGCAGCUACUGUAGUAGAGGAAGAAGAGGAAGAAGAGGAAGAUCUAGGUUUUUCACUUUUUGACUAA